GGUGGGACAAAUUGUGCAUGUAUUUCUGACUUCACCAGAAAUGGCCUCCUCUGCAACUUAAAUUUCAGCAAGUUAGAUGGUUUCAAUUUAAAAAAAAAAGAAAAGCAUGUCAAAGUCCAAGUCUGCUUUAUUGUCAACAUCUUCACAUGCCGAGACACACAAAGAGAACAAUCAUGCAAUUGUGACGGAUAAUGUCAGCUCACCUUCAAUUUCCAUUUCCCCAGGCUUUAUAAUUGAAAAUAUACUGUAUUUUGAAAAAUGUGACCUUGGACAGACAAUACAUUUUUGUAAACCACAUCCCCCUUACGCACAGGAAACUCUGUGUGGGCCAAAAGCCUCUGAGGGGACAGACAAAGGCAGAGACACAUAAAGAGAACAUUGCUAGACCAUAGCAACAGAAAUUCGUGAUACCUGAACAAAAACAAGUUUCGGAACAAAGUACCAAAAUAGACUCAAACAUCGAAAAUGAAUUACAGCAUGAAGAAAGGAGGGGACGACUGAUGAUUUGUUUCCUCUUUUUGUGAUGUAACAUACGGCUUCAAGACAGAGGCUGUCUUCGGUGCAACACGACUAUUUUAGGCUGGCGGACUGACGCAUACUGCAAGCAUUAAAGCUAUUAUAUGUGCGACCUGAUGGCUACAAGUAUGAGCUCAUCCUGACCAUGGCAUCCAUGGACACCCCCAUCAGUGGACAAUGACCUCAUACCUGAUACAAGCUCAGAACUGAUCCGCAGUGCAAACGUCUGGUAUAAAAAAAAAAAAAAUAAUAAUAAUAAUGAAUGGCAGUUGCCAAAACUCAGGGGAGUUGCGGAUGUAUCAGCACCAUCUUUAUGCAGUGGUGUAUAGUGUCAUCCUUGUGCCGGGGUUGCUCGGGAACAUCCUGGCAUUAUGGGUGUUCAGGCUCUACAUCCGAGAAACUAAAAAGGCGGUGGUGUUCAUGAUGAAUCUGGCUGUGGCUGACCUGAUGCAGGUUUUUUCCCUGCCUCUGAGGAUCUACUAUUACCUAAACAACAACUGGCCAUUUGGUCAUACGCUCUGUAUGAUCUGUUUCUAUCUGAAGUACGUCAACAUGUACGCUUCCAUCUACUUUCUGAUGUGUGUGAGCGUGCGCCGCUGUGAACUCAUUAUGCGGCCGCUAAGGUACAACACCUCCAAGCAAAAGGUGGACCUGGUCGUAUGCAUCCUGGGGUGGCUCUUGGUUUGCCUGUGCUGUCUGCCCUUCCUUCUGCUGAGAAACCCUGAUGAUGGCCUUGUGACCUCAGGCACGGUGUGUUUCUCAGAGCUGCCCAUGCAUAUGGUCAGCACCUCAGCAGCCUGGGUUAUCUUGAUCAUGGCCGAACUUCUCGGUUUCAUCAUCCCUUUCACCGUGGUCCUCGCCUGCACCUGCCUGACUGCAGGGAGCCUUCGGAUGAGGACUACCGAGACCAUUCCUGACCGGGGUGAGAAGCGGAGAGCUUUGAGGAUGGUGCUAAGCUGCACCAUUGUCUUCUUAGUGUGCUUUGCGCCUUAUCACAUCACUAUGCCUUUGGACUUCUUGGCAAAGGCCAACUCAUUGAGCAGUUGCACCCUGAAGAACCUGAUCCUGAUAUGUCACCCUGUCACACUUUGCUUGGCUAGCCUAAACUGCAGCCUGGAUCCCAUCAUGUAUUACUUCACAACAAAGGAAUUCUGGAGGCGACUGAGCAAGCCAGAUAUACUAGAGCGAGGGAUUUUAAGCAGGUGAAUGUCCCAAGUGGAGGACUUGGUGUUAAUGACUUUUUUCGAAGGACCAGUAACUGAAACCACUACCGUUUUUUUCCGUGUAUAGUGCGCCCCCAUGUAUAAUACGCACCCUAACAAUGGCAUGCUGAUGCUGGAAAAAAGCCUGUACCCAUGUAUAAUAAGCACCCAAUUUUUAUGAAAAUUUUUUUUUUUCUUUUUUUUUUUUUAAGUCCCAAUGAUCGUCACACACGCAGGGAGGCAAUGGGUCCCAUUUUUAUAGUCUUUGGUAUGGUCUUAACUAGGCUGGAUGUAAUUUUUUUUGUUGGCGUUGAUUUCUCCGACUGCCCCUAAACGCACCACCGCGCUCCGUGCGCGCAUGUGAAAAGGGCGUGCGGACGUGAAAAAGGCGACUCUGUAUGGGAGAGACGAAGAGGAAUAAAAACACCCUUGGAAACCAAAACUUGCCCCUCGUCGUGACUCGGAGCCGCAACAAAUGUUUCGGAUUUGUGUAGGGUACAUUGUGACAGACAGCAAACGAGCAGGUGAUCGAGCAAGCGUCUGAUACCAGAGCAUUGCGUAUGUCGUAUGGAGCGUGUUUGAAGUGAACAGCAGAGACGAAAGGAACAAGGCAAAGUGUUGUGAAAUAAAAUAUGACCGACCUGUAAUACGCAUUUUGUUAUUUGCUGAUUGAAACUGCUAAUUAAACUGUGAAUUGAAACUAAUAGGUGGAGAACUGAACUCUCGCUCUUUAUAUAGCUGACGUGUCUUGCGCAACCGUUCUGCGCAUCUGUAAUGGCGGCCUCCGUAUGACGUCCGGUCCGCGAUGGAGAUUAAAAAACAAACAAUAUUUGACAAUAACACACCAUCAAGGAUUGCACCAUCGCAUCAAACGAUGUGUCAUCAAUUAUGAAUUUUACUAAGUGUGUUGGGCAGGAUGGCUGAAUGCGAUGCGCGAUUGACAACAAACAAGAAGAAAGGUGAUUUCAAGUUUGAUUUCGAGGGAGAUUUGUCAUGUCUCGUCCCCAGUUUUGCUAUGUGUCUAGGUUGCCAUAGUUUCUGUUCGCAUCGCCCCUCUCUUCCUGUGUCACCUCAAUCGAUGUAACGUGUUUUGUAUUUAAGUCCUGUCUGCCCCUCGCUCACCGUCGGAUCAUUGCAUGUGUUACUGUCAUGAUGUCUGUUUGCUUUCUGUUCCUGUCUUUGGUAAUGUCACCCUGUCUUUUUGUUCCACGACUUUGUCGGUCAGUCCUGUUGUUGGUUUUGUUGUACCAUGACUUUCUUUUAAAAAAAAAAAAAAAUAAUUAAAACAAACAAAAAAAUUAAAACAUUUUUGUACCCAUGUAUAAUGCGCACCCCGGAUUUUAGGACAAUAAAUUAGUUAAGGUUUGCGCACUAUACACGGAAAAAAACGGUAAUCCUCAUGUUUGCACUUUGAGAUGAAAAUAGAGCUGUAAAUGACAAACCAAGUGCGUAUUAUGACCCUUUUUUAUGCAUAUUUUCCAACUCCAUGCUGUAUAAGCUUGACUGCUUACUCAAUACAAGCAUAUCAAGUGAUGUGUAUUUGUUAUAUGAGGGAUGGUGAGGCCUCAACAGAUCAAUACCUGAUAUCAGUGUGCAUAAUUAUUAGGCGAAAAAAACAUUUAAGUGACUGAAAAGUCUGUAAAAGGUUUUUCAGAGGUAUGCAGUAUUCUUGAAAUUGCAAAGAUAUUGGAGUGUGACCAUAGAACCAUCAAAUGUUUCAUUGCAAAUAGUCAACCAUGUUACAAGAAACGUGUUAAGGAAAAAAAUGAUGCAAAUUAACUGCCAAAGAGUUAAUAAGACUGAAAUGUGAAGCUAUCCAGGAACCCAUUAUUCUUCAGUGCUACCAUAUUCCUGAAAUUCACGAUACCUGGAGUGCUCAGAGGAACCAAGCGUUUAGUGCUCAGAGACAGGGCCAAGGUACGGAAGGCUGUCCACCACUGAACAAGACACACAUGUUGAAAUGUAAAGACUGGCUCAGGAAAUAUCAGAAGACAGACUUUUCAAAGAUCUUACAAUGAGACGAGAGUGACUCUUAAUGGACCAGCUGAACACAUGGCUGGAUCAGUAACGGCCACAGAGCUCCACAAAAUGUGGACUUGAAAUGAACAUAAAAUAAACAAAAAAGAAUUCAAAAUAACCAACUGCCAGUUUUUAGAAGACACUUUCUUCAAGCAGUGGUACAGUAAAAAAUGUGCAUGUUUCAAGAAGAUUUUUAUGCAAGAAAAUAACAGUUUGUUGAUUGUUGCGGCACAAAACGUUAAUCGUCAACAGAUCAAGAAGCUGACAGACUCCAUGGAUGGAAGUCUUAAAUCUGUUAUUAAAAAUAGUGGCUAGACCGGUCACUGUUUUAUUAAUUUUUUUAAAUGUUAAUUUGUAAAUUUUGAGUUGUUUAUUAUUCUCACUUUAAUAAAUGAAAAUAAGCAAGUGAGUUGGGAAUCUUUUUAUUUUUACUUUAGUUGCGUAAUAAUUCCGCACAUUAAUAGUUGCCUAAUAAUUGGCACAUUGACAUUUUACCAAGAAAGCCAGAAUCUCAUUUUUCCUGUAUGCAUAAUACAUCUUAAAGUUAAUUAACAUUUUGGUUGACCGAGCAGUAGUUGUAGUUGUUCAAAAACAAAAUUAAUCCUCAAAAGAACAAUUCGCCCAAUAAUUCUGCACACAGUGUAUAACUAAUGAUUGUUAAGAGGGCAAUGAAAUGGUUAGUCACUUUCCAAAACGCUUCUUUUAUUUGGAAAAUGAUGACGAGAAAACACAUGAAACGAAAGUUAAAUUCAGCUUUAAUCACCAAACAAAGUGAGAUCUGUUAAAUGGCUGUACACGUGGCUCAAUAAUCAUAUAUUGUUUGGGGGGGAAAGAAAAAAUACCAAAUUCCAAAUACCCUUCACGUUUGAGUGUCUUUCUGGACAGACAUCAUGUAAGAUUGCCAUUAGUAGUCGGGACCACUAGGGCGCUUAUUUUUAAGCACAUUUAUAUUUUCAAGAAAUUCAAAAUAAAU
Molecule: messenger RNA, 4710 nt
Organism: Syngnathus typhle (broad-nosed pipefish)
Lineage: Eukaryota; Metazoa; Chordata; Actinopteri; Syngnathiformes; Syngnathidae
Gene: gpr174
Product: G protein-coupled receptor 174
Exons: 4
Coding region: 775-1722 (315 amino acids)
Biological process (GO): positive regulation of Rho protein signal transduction; phospholipase C-activating G protein-coupled receptor signaling pathway
Cellular component (GO): membrane
Molecular function (GO): G protein-coupled receptor activity
Source: RefSeq, a predicted model, not a curated record